Prorocentrum cordatum is the source of this 510-nucleotide messenger RNA. Lineage: Eukaryota; Dinophyceae; Prorocentrales; Prorocentraceae. The record is from the annotation of a GenBank genome assembly.
GACGGCCUCCAGCGACACCUUGACGCCCCUGCGCCGCCCGCCUCCCUGCAGAACGAGACGGCCAGCAACGUCCUCGAGGGCGUCGAGAGCGCCUGCGCGGAGACGAACAUGGCUGCAAUCAGGCGGAUGCUGUCCUCCGGGGCCCAUGUCUUCCUCUCCCAGGUGCCCGACAACCACCCCGCCAACAGGAGGGCGCUGGCGCGGCUGCACAAGCCGUUCGACGGCUACCAUGGGCUGCUAGAGAACCCCAUCGAGUGCUGCGCAGCCCACCAGGACAACCUCAUCGGAGAUGUGCAUGCGCGCGCAGUGGUGCACCGAUCGGUCUCGCACCACAACCAGGUUGCGACGGCGCUGGGGCAGAUCCUGCUCGGCAGCUCCUUCGAGUUCAAUGUGAUCGACGAGCCGAAUGAGCAGUGGGUCAAGCACACAGAGCAGGUCAUGUGCUUCACGAUCGGGAAAGACGCCAGGGGGUGCAUUGACAACCGCGGGGAUGCCGCGCACGAGCAGAAG